Messenger RNA from Mytilus trossulus (common blue mussel), 1108 nucleotides. Its product is annotated as transmembrane protein 45B-like. NCBI's taxonomy places the organism in Eukaryota, Metazoa, Mollusca, Bivalvia, Mytilida, Mytilidae. The record is from RefSeq and is a predicted model, not a curated record. The transcript has a single exon. The coding region runs from base 175 to 969 and encodes 264 amino acids.
AUUCUUCAUUUAAAUGGAAAACUCAUUACAUUUCAUUUGUAUACCUUUAUUAUAAUAUUCGAUUGCGAAUCAAAUACCUCACCGUAUGAUUAAAGUAUGAACAGCAUAUAUCACAAGAUUAGUUCACAUUUAAAUCCUAAGUCGUAGGAGCAGUGUUGUCAAUAUUUAGACCGAAUGGGUACAUUUAGUGGACAUGCUAUACCAGGAUCGUUUUUUAUUGUUUUUGCCGUCUGGUGGACAGUAUGCCAGUUUGACCGGUACUAUACUUGCCUUAAACGUAAUGCACAAUUUACAUCAACACUCACGUUUCCUCUUUCUUGUGGGAAAUUUAAGAUUCAGUUAUUUGAACCAAUUAUGAAAAUAACUCUGGCAAGUAUUGGAAUAUGUGGAGAAAUUUUUACCGGAUUUGAUGAAGGUAAUGAGCAUUUUAUUUUUCCUGGAAAUGCACAACAUUCAACAAUGUUUUGUGUGUUUGGAAUAGGUGCAGUGUUGGAUAUAUUAAUUCAUUACAAAUGUCUAAUACCCAAAGACAUUGACUACACGGUUUUUAUUCUGUCAGUGGGUGUUGAAGGAAUUUUAUUCAAUUUUCAUCUGCAUGGGAGAAAUGCAUUAGAUACAAGACUACAUACUCUGUUAAUUUACGCCAUUGUGUUCACUGUUAUCGCAGUCAUUUUGGAAAUGAAAUAUCGACAUAAUGUGUUGGCUGCUUUGACUAAGUCAUACUUCUUUUUCGUACAAGGAAUGUGGUUUUGGCAAAUAGGGUUUAUAUUAUAUAGUCCUUAUUCUGACGCACCGCCAUUGAACCCGGAAGACGAUUUUCAGUUAAUGAUGAUUCCUUUAUAUUUUACAUGGCAUUGUGUCAUAGUACUAUUUAUAAUGCUUGGAAUAGGAUUUUUUGUGGCUUGUUACCAUAGACAUUUAUAUCAUAAAAAUGAAGAGGAUAAGUCCAGUUUGCAAAGUCUUUUGUAAAAUAAUAACCGGUGAAAAGUUUUAAAACUAUUGAAAUUUGCAAAUAUAUUAUAUUCAUAAUUUAUGUUUUAAAAUUAGUUAAAAAAAACAUGGAUAUUAUAUAUCUAAAGUAUUAAAUAAAGAAAAUAUCUUUGUUAAA